Messenger RNA from Anolis sagrei ordinatus, 630 nucleotides. Lineage: Eukaryota; Metazoa; Chordata; Lepidosauria; Squamata; Anolidae. The record is from RefSeq and is a predicted model, not a curated record.
AUGCCCAAAUAUGAACCCAGAUGUAGUUUGGAGGAAUCCUCCCUCCCUCCCCCUCCCCUCCCCUCCCCUCCCCCCUUCCGGGAAACUCCCGGCUCCGCGGGUUCGCUUUCGCUUUCCCUUUCGCUUUCCCUUUCACUUUUGCUUCGGAGGAGAGACGCCCGGGCGGAAGAGAGAGAGAGAGAGAGAGUGCUGGCCAAGUUGGUGGAGACCUACGUGGAGACCAUCAGCAGCGGGAAGGUGCCCUGCAUGGAGAGUGCAGUGCUGGCCUUGGCGGAGAUGGAGAAUGCGGCUGCUGUGGAGGAGGCUGUGGCCUGCUAUGGGGGGCUAAUGGGACAGAGGCUGAGACUCCCCACGGAGAGCGUCCCAGAGCUGCUGGGAAUCCAUGCCAAGUGUGAGAAGGAGGCCCUCCAGGUGUUCAUGGCGCGUGCCUUCAAGGACGACGAGCAACGCUUCCAGAUCAAACUCAUGAAAACCCUGGAUGACCGGAAGGAGGAAUACUGCCGAAGGAAUGAGCAAGAGUCCAUUAACGCUCUGCUGGCCACUCUCUGCGUGGAGCUGGAGGAGAAGGUGCGCAGCGGGCUCUACUCCCGGCCCAACGGACACCAGCAGUUUGUGGACGACCUGAAGGAC